This is a messenger RNA of Panicum virgatum (switchgrass), 387 nucleotides long. RefSeq lists its product as uncharacterized. The transcript has a single exon. NCBI's taxonomy places the organism in Eukaryota, Viridiplantae, Streptophyta, Magnoliopsida, Poales, Poaceae. Bases 1 to 387 code for a protein of 128 amino acids. The record is from RefSeq and is a predicted model, not a curated record.
AUGGUUAGCCUAGUGGUGAGCCAGGUCCGCUUGGCCAAAGUACUCGUCGAUGGUGGCAGCGCCCUCGACAUCAUCUUCGCCAGCACAUUGGAGAGCAUGGGCUACGACAUGACCUCCCUGGUUCCAUCCGACCAAGCCUUCUACGUCAUCAUCCCUAGAGCCGGGUCGACUCCAGUCGGCCGGGCCACUCUGUCGGUCACCUUCGGCACCCGCGACAACUUCCACACCGAGUACGUCAACUUCGAGGUCACCGAGUUCGAGACCUCCUACUACGCCAUCCUGGGAAGACCCUCCCUCGCCAAGUUCAUGGCGAUACCCAACGACACAUAUCUUCUCCUGAAGAUGCCAGCUCCUAAGGGGGUCCUCUCAGUCUACGGAGAUCUGUAG